Pecten maximus is the source of this 1556-nucleotide messenger RNA. Its product is annotated as toll-like receptor 1. Gene Ontology annotation, molecular function: protein binding; transmembrane signaling receptor activity. The transcript has a single exon. The record is from RefSeq and is a predicted model, not a curated record. Gene Ontology annotation, cellular component: membrane. Bases 117 to 1178 code for a protein of 353 amino acids. Gene Ontology annotation, biological process: inflammatory response; immune response; toll-like receptor signaling pathway. Lineage: Eukaryota; Metazoa; Mollusca; Bivalvia; Pectinida; Pectinidae.
AUAGAUUUGAAAAGGCGCCAUCGUUGUAUAGCAAACUAUUUUCUGAUCUACCAAAUCUCCUGAGGCUUGAGCUAACAGGCAACUUCUUACCAUCAGAUUCUAAAUCUCUAGGAGAAAUGUUUACAUCGUUGAAAAAAUUACAGAUACUGAUAUUACAAAAUACAUUCCUUAAGGCACUACCUCGUAACGUCUUCCAACAGAUGACUAACUUAAGAUAUCUUGUAUUAAUUGGGAAUUACAUAAGUGGCUGGAACGACGACCCGGAAGUGUUUGGCAAUUUUACAUCAUUACGACGAUUAUACCUUGACGGAAAUAACAUAAAACUUAUCAACAAAACGUCUUUUCCCGAAAGGUUUCUGAACUCUUUAGAGAGAUUUUGUAUUACAAAUAACCCAUUUUCAUGCACGUGUGACUUGAAAUGGUUCCUUGACUGGAUAAAAUCUACCAAACAUACAACAAUCGUCAACUAUCCUCUGAGGUAUACAUGUAGGUUUCCUCCAGAAAUGAACAAUGUGUUGUUGAAGGAUUACAACCCUACUUCGGAGAUGUGUUCCAAUUUGGAUUACCCACUCGUCAGAAACAUCUGUAUUGGUAUUUUUGUUCCAUCAGCUAUCAUCCUCAUUGCUGUAUCGAUGGCAUAUAAGUUCCGGUUCCGAUUGAACUACUGGCUGCACAUCCUUGGAAUACGGAGAGUCGGUUACAAAAGGAUUCGCGACGAUGCUGAUUAUCAAUACGACGCUUUCGUUAUCUAUUCAAAUGACGACCGGAAUUUCAUUUUCAAUCAUAUGGUGCCAGAACUAGAAGAAAAAUCUGGAUGUAGACUGUGCAUACAUGAACGAGACUUUGACGUAGGCCACUUCAUUCUAGACAAUAUCACGACAAGCUUUGAACGAAGCAAGAACAUCAUUCUCGUGUUAUCCCGCGCCUUUCUAAACAGUGAAUGGUGUAAAUUUGAACUUGCAUUAACACAGUCUAGAACUGCACAGGAGGGUCCAGGAAUGCUGACUGUGAUACUGCUGGAAGAACUGAACACAGUCAUACUUCCGUCCUCUGUACGGGCGAUUCUAGACACGGUCACCUACACCGAAUGGUCAGUUGAGAAAGCCGGGCAGAGCAGAGUAUGGGCCAAAGUAUUAACAGCAUUGAACAUCCACGUUCAAAAUCCCGUUGAUGAGUGAUCAUAUCCUGAAAAAUACUGAUUUGGAGUUUGUGCUUCAAACUGGCAAUUCGAUUUACGCAAAUAUUAGUCUUUAAAUGUUUAGGGUUUGAAGCAGGUAUUGAAAGGCAUUGGAAAGGGGACAGGAUAGCCCAGUCGGUUAGAGUUUUGGCCUAUGUAACCUCAUAUGAAAACCCGAGCUGCAUGUUUCGAGGCUCCCUGUGAAGGUGGCAAGGUACUUUAAUUUCAUUAUGCUGGAUGAUAUGGGCCUCCCGUAUGUUGUUCAGUGAUGUAAUCACCAGAUUCCACAAUGAUACCACCGCUAAAAUGGCUCACGGUGCGAUAAACCAACACACAAGCUAAAAAAAAAAAAAAAAUCUACUUUUAAAUCUCUCUCUCU